Messenger RNA from Schistocerca cancellata (South American locust), 1877 nucleotides. Its product is annotated as angiopoietin-related protein 7-like. Bases 6 to 1730 code for a protein of 574 amino acids. The record is from RefSeq and is a predicted model, not a curated record. NCBI's taxonomy places the organism in Eukaryota, Metazoa, Arthropoda, Insecta, Orthoptera, Acrididae. The transcript is spliced from 9 exons.
AGGCAAUGUCACAGCACUUUCUCAGUUGUUUGAUAACAGCAAAACACAAGAGCACAAAUCUGCCGAUGGAGAUGAAUGUAAUCUUUUCCCUCUUGUGGUUUAGCUGCUUUAUUUCUUAUACAUGUUCUGCUAAUCAUGAGACUACAACAGAAGGAAACUUAGAAACAACGAUUAAAGUGCGCAAUAGACGAAAACUGCCAAGGGCACGGGACACUUUAGGAAGAUUUACAAAUGCGACUGAGAUGUACAAUGAAAAUGAUGCCAGUGAAAAUAGUGAGAAAGAAAACAAUGUGAUGCAAAAUACAUUACUACUUCAGAGACUACAAGAUCGUCUUACAGCUGUUUUGACCAUGGAGGAACAGAUUCUAAGGAAAACAGAAACAAUUGAAUAUCGGCUAACAAAGCUAGAGGUGCAGAUGCAGGAAAAGAGUGAAAGUGUGAAGUCAGAACUCCGGGAAGUAAGUCGAAGAGUACAACAACUUGAUUGGCAGAGCAGUAAAAUUGAUUCAGUUCUUGAAUCUAUAAAAAUGGAUACAAGUGCCCUGAACCAAGGACAAGAACAUCUGCGAGGGAUGUUCUCAGAAACAAGAAGCAGAGCAAUAAAUGCAGCAGAAACAAGAUCAGACAAUCAGCUAAGCAUUGUUCGAACUUCCAUUCUCAGUAUCCUGGGAAUAGUGAAAAACUUACAGAAUGUUGCGGUUAACACACAGAGAAACUUCACAACAUUAAUCAAUGCAACAAAAUCAUUAUCUUCAAUAAGCACCAAAUUGGCUACAAAGCAAGAUAUUCAUUCUGCUACCAUGGAAAUAAGACAGGAUUCUUUUAUCUCUCCUUUGGUGAGAGAACAAUUUACUCCACACAUGAAACUGCAAGCUGAAGAAGAUGAACAACUCCCUGAAGAUUGCAAAGCAUUGCAGCAAUAUGGUAACAAUAUUUCUGGGGUGUAUAAAAUAAAGCCAAAAUUAUCCACAAAAGGAUUCUUUGUCUACUGUGAUCAAGAAACCCACAAUGGAGGUUGGACAGUUAUCCAAAAUCGGUACGAAGGUUCUGUAGAGUUCUUUCGGAACUGGCAUGACUAUAAAUAUGGAUUUGGGAACUUAGCUGGAGAAUUCUGGCUGGGACUGGAAAAAAUACAUAUAUUGUCCAAUGAUGUGAUACAUGAACUAUUAAUUGAAAUGCACGAUUUCACACUCACUAAGACGUACGCCCUCUACUCCGCAUUUUCUGUUGGAACAGAACUUGAAGGCUACCCAAUCUCUAUACUUGGAGACUAUGAUGGAGAUGCAGGUGAUUCACUAAUUUAUCAUGCUGGAAUGAAGUUCUCUACUUAUGACAUGGAUCACGACAACUGGUCUGAUGGAAAUUGUGCUGAGUCUCACACUGGAGCUUGGUGGUAUAAUGGAUGCGAUACAAGCAAUCUGAAUGGGCGUUAUCUUGGUGGUGAAGUGCAAAGCACUCAUGAAUACCAAGGAAUGUACUGGUAUGACUGGCAUGGCCCAAGCUACUCACUGAUGAAGACACGAAUCUCAAUUAGACCAAAUCCAAAAGCAUACAUUUAUGUGAAAAAUAAUGGAACACAAUCACAGCUCAAAAAACUUAAAAAUAGAAAGCAUGGAUCACAAGGAGAAAAGCUGAAGAUAACAGAAUCUAAUGCAGCUAAUGAAACUGAAUCUCUGGAUGGAAACAGUCAUCAUUCAACUAGCAAAAUAUCUGACCAAGAAUCAAAAUGAAUGAAAUAAAACUCAAUCUACUCUGAACAAGUGUAACAUUCCAGUUCAAUAACUGGAUCGUUAAUGGGAUAAUGAAAUGUAUUGUAGCUUGCAAAACUGAAAUAAAGAAACCAAAAACACGCAAAAGCCUACUAAAACAGAAACCAA